Symbiodinium sp. CCMP2456 is the source of this 954-nucleotide messenger RNA. NCBI's taxonomy places the organism in Eukaryota, Dinophyceae, Suessiales, Symbiodiniaceae. The record is from the annotation of a GenBank genome assembly.
AUGACGCAAGAUGAGAUCCAGGCCGAGGUUGCCAGCGACAGCCGAGCUGAAGAGUCCGUUGAGGACGCCUCUGUCGAGGAAGCCUCUGUCGAGGCAGAAGAGGCCACAACCCAGACAACAUCUUCGGCGUGGCAGAAGCUUGAUGAUGUCGAGUGGACGGCAGACGACGAAGAUGAAUGGCAGAAAGACACGCAUCGGGAUUAUUAUGAAGCGUUGGGAUUGACACGCUCCGACGGGAUGUCCAUUUCCGCGAGCCGAGUUCGUGCAGCGUAUCAUCGAAUGGUGCAGAAAUGGCAUCCGGAUUUCCAAUCCAUUGAAACACCAGGCAGUUGUGAUCAAGAGAAUGGUCCACAGAGGACGCGACAUGAAGUUUUGCGAAGGUUCUGGUUAAUCACCGAGGCAUAUCUAGUUCUUAAAGAUCCGGAGAGGCGGCGCAUUUACGACGAAUGCGGCUUCGCGCACUUCAAACAAAGUGAAGCGUGCUAUCAAGAACCAGUCUUCGAACAGGACGCAUACCAAGUUUAUGAGGAUUUCUUCAACGGCACUGAUCCUGAGGCACGUGACUUCCUGCUUAUGAACGGUGGGGUGGCAGACAGCGGCAGCGAAAGUGACGACAGCAUGGAGGCCGAGCUGGCCGUCGGACCCGGUGACGCUCGUGCUGGACGCCAGGCAGAGGCCGGCGAACCUCAGCUCCCACCAGAGAUGGCCAAAGCGGUGGGCGAGGCUUCUUCGGUGGACCAGUUCAGGACAAUGCUGAAUGGGGUCCUCUCUACAACGCUGUGUCGGGAUUCAGGGGCAUUCUCAUGUCACAGCCGAUCCAUGCAGGCAAAAGGUUCGGAACGGCAGAGGCGACGUUCUGCGAAAAAAUCUCGCGCUCCCGUCAAACCGCGUAUGCAGGCAUGGAAAGCGGCUGAAUUCAUUUCAUGUCGGAGAGCGACCAAUAACUUUGAGUGA